Molecule: messenger RNA, 2063 nt
Organism: Fonticula alba
Lineage: Eukaryota; Rotosphaerida; Fonticulaceae
Exons: 9
Coding region: 50-1966 (638 amino acids)
Cellular component (GO): membrane
Molecular function (GO): acetyl-CoA transmembrane transporter activity
Source: RefSeq, a predicted model, not a curated record
CCCCCCCCAACAAAAGGCGACAUUUCGAUCCGACCAGCUCCCCGCCGCGAUGUCCUUCCUGGCGCGGAUCCUCCACCGGCGCCGUGAGAGCGGCACGGUCAAGGGCAGCGCAAGCUUUUGGCUGUUGGUGCUUCUGUACACCAUUCAGGGCGUUCCUCUCGGCAUCGUUCUCCAGUCCAUCCCCUUCCUGCUGCUGGAGUCUUUCAAGGCCACCGACCCGAAGGCCGGCGCGGCGACGGACUUUGCCGCACUCAGCAUUUACGCCGCCGCAUCGUAUCCCUACUCUCUCAAACUUUUCUGGAGCCCGAUCGUGGACUCGGUCUUUUCCAAGGCGGUCGGCCGGCGGAAGUCCUGGAUUCUGCCGGCCCAGGCGUGCGUGGCGAUCUUCCUGUUCGUCCUCUCUCGAUACAUUGCCCGGUGGAUGGGAUCGGUGGCCUCGUUCCAGGCUGACGCUGCCCCUCCCGGAGGGGUGGCCAUUGUCCCACUUACCCUGGUGGCAGUGGUCAUCGUCACGGCAGCCGCCACGCAGGACGUUGCGGUUGACGGCUGGGCGCUCAGCCUACUGAGCACCCGGCAGCCGACGCCCGAUGCCCCCCCGACGCCCCGGGCGGAGGUCGAUCCUCACACGAUCGGGGAUUGUGACCUGGCCCCAGCCAGCCCGGCCCUCAGUGCUGGGUGCACCACCAAACGCCGAAGCGCGGGCUUGCCUGCCUCGACGAGCCCCAGCGAGGCUCCACCCCCGGCCCCGGCUUCCAGGCCGGAAGCGCCGCCCGAGCACCUGUGCACCGAAAAGCCCGAGGUCGCGGAGAACCCCACCCUUGCCUAUGCAGCGCUCGCCCAAACCAUCGGUCUUCAAACCGGCUCCUUCGCUGGGUACACCAUCUUCUUCGCCCUCAGGAGCGCCAGCUUUUCGGACACCUACGUCCGGCCUCUCCUUCAAUGGUUGCCUGGCGGCUCUUCAUCUCCAGUCUCGCCGGUCACACAGGGCAUCACCGACCUCGAGGGGUACCUCGGGUUCUGGGCAGUCGCCUGCCUCAUCAUGACUCUGGUCGUGGCCAUUUGGCCAGAGGGGGGUCGUGACGCGGAUGAUCUCCCCCAGGGCGGGGUGCUCUUCACCUAUCGGCAGAUCUGGAACAUCACCAAGUCCCCCAACAUGCGUCACCUGCUCCUGUUCCUGCUGCUGGCGCGCUUUGCACACGCGCCCGAGGGGACCAUGUCUGCGCGUCUCGUGUCACGCGGGGACAUCGCGACCACCCGCUUCGCCACCGCGGCGGUUGUCCACUUUCCGGCCCAGCUGCUGGCGAGUUGGUGGGCUGCGCGGUGGUGCUCGCAAUCCGCCUCUGGGCCGGACAGCGCCUCGAAUGCCAAGCGCAACCCCCUAGACCUCUACAUGCGAGCAUACUCGGCCAAGUUGGUUCUCAUCCCAAUCGGCCUGUACUUGAUCUAUUCGCCAGCCAUCGGGGCCUACUCCAUGGGCCCUCCCAGUCAAUCCGGGGCAUUUCUCCUGAAUGCCCUUCUCCAUUUGCACAGCCUCCUGGGCUCGGUGGCCACCUCCGUUCAGUUUAGCGCCCAAGCCAUCUAUUUUGGUCGCAUCGCCGACCCCGCGAUCGGGGGGACUUUCUUGACCCUUCUCAACACUUUCUCCAACCUCGGCGGCACCAUCCCCAACACCCUUUUCACCAGUCUUGUCGCUCUGCUCCAGCGACUCACCGGGACUCGGCAAUAUGCGGCUGCCGCGGCAGCCAUGGCGACUUGGCUUCCACUCGCCUCCUCGACCGCCAAUGGGAGCCCUGUCUUCCAGACUGGCACCUGGAGCUGGGGCCGCAUCUUGCAGUUCCGGCAGAUGUUUGGUCUGCAGCCAGAUGCCUUCCUGGCCGCGGCUCUCGGCGUUUGGCUGCUGGGUGUUUUCGCCAUCCGUCCUUGGGCCAAGCGGGUAGCCAUUCACCUCGCCAAGGCAAAGGCCUGAACAGACACAUGUGUCCGCGCGCACACACCCACACACAGGGCACCUGUGUCUGUUCCUUGUACAAAAGUAAUAAAUAGAAAACACGUCCUGACGCAAA